AUGUCGGUAGCUGCAGACUACUCUGGUUGGGUGCGUGAGCUAGACGAAUACCAGAGUGGCGAUGGUCAAGCUGACGAGCGUCUUGAAGCUCCAAAUGAGAGUGGGAAAGCGACCCGACAGUCAUCAAUUUCUACUGCGAAUACAACCCGAAAGAUGAAGCCACGAGCGACGAGCGCCAUGUCGAUCUCACAAACAGAAGAACUACAGCAAGAAAUGAAGUUGCUAAAUUGGCACAAACUAGCGAACGAGGCAGCUCUCAAGGCUGCCAUCAUCAAGACCAAUAAGAUCAAACAGGAAGACUCGCAAUUCGCCAGUGCGCUCACUCAGGGUGAGCGCGAAGAGCGUGCGCAGCGUGCCCAGCAGAUUAUCGAAGAAGAGCAACUUAAGCCUUUGCAGGUAAACACGGAGUUUUUCCGCACUUUGGAAGCCAAAGGCCAACGUGACGAGGCCAAGUUCGACGACGAUGUACAGCGCCACAUCCAGCAUCUUCGAAAACUCAAAGAGUCGAUGACACAACGCGAGGAUAUGCAGCGAAGACGUCAACAAUAUCGCGAAAAGAUGCUGGAGCUUCAAGCCAGUGGGAACGAUUCCAGUCGGUCAAAGGCGAAGGGAUCGAAUCAAGACGAGGAAACCAGCUCACCUAACAAACGCGACCGUGGGAAUAGUAAUAGUGUGUAUCACCUCGCUGCGAUGGCUGCAGGAGGCAAAGCUGCACAAGACAACGCAAACGUAGUCACCAGUCUUGACAAACUGAUGGAGCUGGAGCAGCGUAUUAGGCAUCUGGAAGAUGCUGGCUUAGCAGUGGAUGAUCUUGACAACGCACGAGGUGGUAACACCUCAAGUAGAACAGCAGGGUCCAAGCAAUCCGCCACUGGUAGCGGUCUCCGGUUUGCUAAAAGGAGAGCUACUGGUGGGCUGCAUGAGCCCUCCAGAACGGUGUAUGCUGUCACCGGGCCGUCUAAAAUGCGUGCACGAGAUAAAACAACAGUGACGUCAACACGACGAGCACAGGGGUCGACAGCAGCGGCGAACGCGAAGAAGCGAGCGCUUAAUAGCAAUACUGGAACGAGGAACAGGACCAGAUCGAAGACAGACACGUUCCUUACGAGUCUCCCUGAGAACAAGCAGCGUCAACUUCGACGCAUGACGGAACGUGAACGACGGACAUUCCUUAAGAACGAGAAGGCGAAGGAAGCGCAACGACAAGCUCGCAAACAGGACGUCGUCAUUGAAGGAUGGCUUGAGAAGAAGCGCGCUGCUGCCAACCAACGGAAGGCCACCACAUCGCACGUACGGGCUGGUGCAUCGGCAAAGUCAACAACGGAAAGAAACCAGAAGCAGCGACUACCCCCACAACCGCGUGUAAGAGCCCCCGUGGGUGCUGCAUCUGGGAAGCGUAUUGCGAACACCCAUCUACAAAAGCUAGAUGACAUCAAGAAAGGGUAUACGAAUCGGAAAGAGGCUUUCCAGCGUCUACCAGUCACAACUAACAGUAGAUCUACGGGUCGUUUUGGUACGACAACAACACUUGCCACCCGAAACCAGCGAUCUUUUGCUCGGAGCGCGGUAAUUGGAGCUAAUACUCGACAAACCUCUGGCUUGGGCGGAACCAGACUGCCAUUCGCUCGCUCUACAGCUCCAGUCAGGUCGAUGUCAACUCGGCAGCCACUAAGUCGACGUGGAGGACCGACGUCGGGUCCUGUGGCUGGGCAGGUCGCCAACAAGUUGCCCCAAAUCCAACGAAAUGCAGCGCCACUCAGUGCCAUGAUGCGUGGACCAGGCUUGGUGGUUGGCAACAGCGCCACCUUGCCACGAUUAUCGACUCAGUCAAGACCAGGACACAUGCCGUCACAACCCCCAGCUGCUCGUAGCGGCAACAUGCCGACGUUCAGUCGUCUGCACAAGCGGUGA
Messenger RNA from Phytophthora infestans T30-4, 1911 nucleotides. RefSeq lists its product as uncharacterized. The record is from RefSeq and is a predicted model, not a curated record. Bases 1 to 1911 code for a protein of 636 amino acids. The transcript has a single exon. Lineage: Eukaryota; Oomycota; Peronosporomycetes; Peronosporales; Peronosporaceae.